Paramisgurnus dabryanus is the source of this 2782-nucleotide messenger RNA. RefSeq lists its product as uncharacterized. NCBI's taxonomy places the organism in Eukaryota, Metazoa, Chordata, Actinopteri, Cypriniformes, Cobitidae. The record is from RefSeq and is a predicted model, not a curated record.
AUGUAAGUAACUUAAUAAAAUGUCACUUAUGUGAUGUUUUUUAGUUGUACAAACCAAAAGAAAUGACUAGAAAUAGAACAGAUUUUUAUGUAAAAUGUACAUAUUAAAACGUACAUCUAAUAAAGUAGCGAACAGAAACAGCGCCUUUUGAAUAUUUACACUUACAAUAUUUUCUUUGUAAAAUGUGUGUGUAAAGUAAUACAUUUCAUAACAUGUGGCUGUAUAAACAAACACUCGCGUUGCUCUCCAUGUACCUUCUCACGCAUUCGCAUUCAAUACUUUUCAAAACUUAUUUAUAUAAAAUCUGAUUUAUAAUAAAAAAGUUAUAAAGACAAUAACGUUAUAAAGACCCAUGAAUGAAUGGGUAUAAGUAUGUGAGUUUGUGGUUUUCGCCAACAACACGUUGUGAUUGAUUUACUGAUUUAUUUAUAAGUAGAAAAAUAGCAAUGACAAAUAAGAUAAAACUGACAAUUUAAAUUUAUUUUAGAAGUAUAGUUCACAGCACAAGUCACAACCAAUUAAAACCGACAAAAAACCCAAAUCUAAAAACUUAAACUUAAGUUUAAAUCUAAAUGCAAUUUUUUAAUUUAAAUCCUAAAUAACUGUCCUAAAAAUUAACAUUUUGAAUAAUAAGUGGUCGUCCAUUGAAAUAACGAAUGAAUGGUUAUAAAUGCGAGUUUGUGGUUUUAGUCUUUAAGCAGUUACUUACGUAUUGAUGUACUUUCUUCCUAAAACGAUAACGUAUAUUGCAGUGCAUCUAGUCAUUCAACGUAAUUGUUUGUUCAUAAUAAUUUGAUUAAUAAAUGUGUCGUCUUUUUUAAAUGAGCAAUAUUUUAAAGAGAUACAAAGACAGAGAAAUGACAGAAAUUACGUUAGUCUGGUCACAUAUGUGGCCAAAUCAAUUAAAAUAUUGCAGAAAUACAAGACACAAAGUGCAUGAGAAAAUUAUAAGUAUGCAAAAGAGCACAGUUCAGAUAUUGUUAAUGUGUUUAAUGUAAUUGAAGCGAGUUUUUACACGUUUCUGCUUUUUUUAAAAUUGACAAUUGAAUUGUAUUCGCCAACAACACUUUGUGACUGAUUUACUGAUUUAUUUAUAAGUAGAAAAGUAGCAAUGACAAAUAAGAUAAAACUAACAACUUAAAUGUAUUUUAGAAGUAUAGUGCACAGCACCUGUCACAACCAAUUAAAGCCGAAAAAACGAAAUCUAAAUUUUUAUUAAAUCUAAAUGCAAAUUUUGCAUUUAAAUCCUAAAAUAAUUGUCCUAAAAACUAACAUUUUGAAUAAUAAGUGGUCGUCCAUUAAAAUGUCUGGAAUGUCCGGUGAUUGUCGUGCAAUACCCAUUUACAGUCUCUUAAGUUAAUUUUUUAACAUUCACACUAUGUCAAUUGUCAGAUCAUAACCAAUUUGCAAUCUCUUCAUUGUUAUUUUUUUCUAAAUGAAGUACAUUCACACCAUUUUGUUGGAGGGUUGGUAAUAAACUAUAAAAUAAAUGAAACCAGUCAGUGUAGGUAUUCGCAGUUGUUUCACCAAACAUGGAGGCAAAGGCAUUUUACCCCAAGAAGGCUGCCGCAAAGAAAGUUACGAAUAAACGAAAGAAUUCUGGAAAGGAGAACAACCCUCUUCAAUCCUUGACCCCAAAAACUCGACUGGUAAAAAAGAAAUCGGCUGCAAUGAUCCAUCGCCGAAGCCCUGCUGUCCGCACAUCAAAAGAACAGCUUUCAGCCUUGACUCGAAGGCUUCUGGAUUUGGAGGCAAAAGUUGGUUUGUUGGAGGCACGUCUGAAUGAGAGGUCUCACCAGUCUCAUCCACCGACAGCUGAUCAAGCUACAGCUACAGACAUUUCAGUUUAUGUUCCUCCAACUCCGGUGGAAACUCAGACCGAAUGUCAACAGUCGAUCCUCAUCCAUCCGUCUGGUCAUGGGGACUUCAUUUCAACCAGCGGACAUUUGGACAAUGACGAUUUAGGGUUCCCAUCGAACGCGUCUACACCGUUUAUUGACCGCACUCGUCCUGCAGAUAUAACGGGGGACUCGGCUCACUUAAACCACCAACUGUCAACAAAUUCGAUGCUUGAUUACAGUUCACCUCUUCAAGAAUAUCCAUCGUCUUCUCCUCUGUCCAGCACAUCUCAGCAUUGUCCUUCAGAAAUGUCGUCAUUUUGUUUGAGAUUGCCUGAAACACCAAGAAACUCUUCUUAUUUUCAGUCUCAUAAUCCUGUUCGACGGUCUCUCAUGGGAGUGGUUCUACAAGAUGUGACUUUAAAUCACGUGUCCCUGGAGGUCGAGAAACAACUUUACGUGGAUUCAGCAGGCUCAGACGGUGCACCUAAAGCAGAUCGAUUCGCUUGUGGUUUGUUUAAAAGGUUAAUUCCGUUUACCGUUUAUCAGGACUGGGUAGGUUCUGUGAAUUAUGAUGGUUCGAAGGGGAAAAACGCUCUGCCUUGGAAUCUACGUCGAGCCAUUUCCGAUGCUGUUGCUAGGAAAUUUCACCCAACACCGCGUGACUGGAAGCUUAUAAGAGACAGAAUUAACGAACUCCUGCGAAAGAAGAGAUUAAGUUUUCCACUUUUUUAAACGCCAUACUGUAAAUAUUUUUAAACUUUUGUGUAUUGUAGAGUGUUUGGAGUUAAGCGCUUUGCUGUUUUUUUAAUAAAAGCUUACUUUUAAGAAUGAAUCACUGAGUGAAUUGAUUGAAUCACUGAUUGAAAACAAAUCAUGAUUUUUUUGACUUAGGCCAGCUCCUAAAAACGAACCAUAAAUCUCCAUUAAUCUUACACCUUAAA